This is a messenger RNA of Zea mays, 5237 nucleotides long. RefSeq lists its product as uncharacterized. The transcript has 5 exons. NCBI's taxonomy places the organism in Eukaryota, Viridiplantae, Streptophyta, Magnoliopsida, Poales, Poaceae. Gene Ontology annotation, molecular function: RNA polymerase II transcription regulatory region sequence-specific DNA binding; protein dimerization activity. The record is from RefSeq and is a predicted model, not a curated record. Bases 4335 to 4850 code for a protein of 171 amino acids. Gene Ontology annotation, biological process: positive regulation of transcription by RNA polymerase II.
GGGGGGGUGAAUAGGUGAUCCUGUAAAAACUUAAACUUAUAGCCACAAAACUUGAUUAGGUGUUAGCACAGUUUAUGCCAAGUGGCUAGAGAGGAGUCAAAACACAAUAACCACAAGAAUCCAAUCACAGAGAUGACACAGUGGUUAUCCCGUGGUUCGGCCAAGUACAAAACUUGCCUACUCCACGUUGUGGCGUCCCAACGGACGAGAGUUGCACUCAACUCCUCUCAAGUGAUCCAAUGAUCAACUUGAAUACCACGGUGUUCUUGCUUUUCUUUUCUCAAUCCCGUUUGCGAGGAAUCUCCACAACUUGGAGCCUCUCGCCCUUACAAAAGAUGUUCACAGAGAAUCACAGAGCAAAGGAGGGAUUAGCAACUCACACACGACACAAAGAUCACAGCGAAUACGCACACACAAGACCCAGACUUGAGCUCAAAAGACUAGCACACUAGAACGGAGCUCAAAUCACUAGAAUGUCGAACAAGUGCGCGAGAUUGAUGUGUGAGUGAUCAAGAGUGCUCAAGGAAUGCUUGGUAUGCUCCUCCAUGCGCCAAGGGGUCCCUUUUAUAGCCCCAAGGCAGCUAGGAGCCGUUGGGAACAAAUCUGGAAGGCCAUCUUUGCCUUCUGUCUCGUGGCGCACCGGACAGUCCGGUGCACACCGGACACUGUCCGGUGCCCGAUUUGUUUCCAUAGAAAGCGAAGCCGACCGUUGCCGACCGUUGCAGAUCUGGCGCACCGGACAGUCCGGUGCACACCGGACAGUCCGGUGCUCCCUUCCGACCGUUGGCUCGGCCACGUGUCGCGCGCCGAUCGCGCGGCCGACCGUUGGCCCGGCCGACCGUUGGCUCACCGGACAGUCCGGUGCACACCGGACAGUCCGGUGAAUUUUAGCCGAAGUCGCCGGAGAAAAACCCGAGAGCGGCUGGUUUGCGCUGCGCUGAUCUGGCGCACCGGACACUGUCCGGUGCACACCGGACAGUCCGGUGCCCCAGCCCGAAGCAGCCUUUGGCUGUACACAGCCACUCUCCACUUCUUUUCUUUUCUUCUUUCUCCUGUUUCUAACACUUAGACAAGAUGUUAGUACACAAAACUAAUGUACUAAGGCUUAGAAACAUACCUUUACUUGUGAUUUACACUUUGUUCAUCCAUGAGCAUAUUUUCACAUUUAGGCCCUUGUGUUUGCACUCAAUCACCAAAAUACUUAGAAAUGGCCCAAGGGCACAUUUCCCUUUCAACUGGCGGCUUGCGCAGAGCAGCGCAACGAGGCAGAACAACGCAGAGGUGAGGUAGAGCACUGGCGGCGGCGGCACACUGGACUUUGGAGCGGCGCCGCACUGCACUGUGGGCGGAGGGAGGAGGGAGUAGAGGGGCCGACGGCGUGCCUGGACUCCUGGAGGCGGCUGAGGGCGGCUGAGGACAAUCGACGGCGGUAGCAGGCUGAGGACGGCUGGCGGCUGAGGACGGCUAAGGAUUUAGGGUUUGAGGGCGACUGAGGACGGCUAAAGGCCUAGGAAGGCCCACUAACAACUAGAAUGUUCAUAGAACGCUUAAAACACCAUAAAACACGUUUUAGACGGUUACACGACGCUUAAACGUCCAAAACGGACGUUCAACACCAUUUUCUUAGAACAUGCGGACGUUUUAGUUCCUACUCACGUUUUAUCGCUUAAAAGACGCUUAAACGUCGUUUAAGCGACGUUUUAAUAACAAUGCUUAAAACACUUAGUUCUCACUCAAACCGGUGGAUUGCGACCUAGAUCAAACUUCUAGAACACUUAGUUGUCACUCAAAUCGGUAGAUUGCAUUCGUUGCUCUUGAAAAAGGGCUCCUAGCCGGCUAGACAUCUUCUAUUCACUCAAGCCCUUGUGGGUACUCCAAAAAGUUUGUAAUCUCUAUCAACAUCUAGUAAGAACUCUCAAUCAAGAGACUUGCACUCUUAACUUUAGUUCUCACUCAAGACGGUAGAUUGUAUUCGUUGCUCUUGAAAAAAAGGCUCAUAGUCGGCUAGGCAUCUCCUAUUCACUCAAGCCCUUUUGGGUACUCCAAAAAAAAUUGUAAUCUCUACCAACAUCUAGGAAGAGCUCUCAAUCAAGAGACUUGUGCUCUUAACUUGAGAAGUGUACAUAGUUCUUGAAACCAAGUCUGGAUGGCUUCCUCAACAUGGAGGUGACAAUCCUUAGUGGCAUGCUAAACCAUAGAAUAAAUCAUUUGUCCCUUGUGUUUUUUAUGAUCGUAUUAUGUUCUACUUAUGUUGUGGUUGGUUUAGGGUUUGCGCCCGAUCUACUUGUACUUAAGCUUUUGACAUCGUUGUGAAUUAGACUCAAAGCUACCACAAGAACCUUAGUAAAUCACUCGAUCUAAGUUCUCUUAGAUAGUUUUUGAAUUUUAUACAUGAGGUACCUCGGGUGCGGUAGUACCACAUCAAUACCCAAAACUGUCGUGGCACGGUGAUCCUCACGCAAGCACGAGAGUAUCGCGUCUGAUUCUAACUGUUAUAUUAAGUUUGUUUUAUAUGUCUAUUGAACCAUGGUUCUUAAGGCGGUAAGACGAGGCAAGGCGUUGGACCACCGCCUGGACGCCUAGGCAACACCUAGCCGCUUACUAAGGAGAGCAAGGGGACACCUUACCAAUUAGAGAAAUAGAAGAACAACAUAGAUGAGGAAGAAAAAGCACCUUACCAAUUAGAGAAAUAGAAGAACAACAUAGAUGAGGAAGAAAAAGGAAAAGGAAGGGCUAGGAGAUGUAUAAGAGAUGGCCUAUCCCAUCAGCUAGCCCAUAUAACCUUCCCUGCUAGUGAUUAGGGUUACCCCAGUCUCACGAUGCUGCUCGCCGGCAUCUCAGCGUCACCUCUCCUGCUCCCCCGAGCUCUACGCCGCUGCUCCCCCAGCUUUGUGCCGUUGUUGCCCCUGAGCUGUACGCCACCGCUCGCCCUGAGCUCUGCAUUGUCGGUCGCCGCUCUCUCGAGCUCUGUGCCGCCACUGUCCCAAGCUCUAUACCGUCGCCUAGGCUUCUUCCCCUUCCCCUCUUACCUCGCUUGCUGAUUCUUAGCUAGGCGGGGACGCCUAGAACUUUUGGGCGCCUGGACUUAGGUGUCACCUAGGCGACACCUUUGAAACCAUGUAUUCAAAACCCUAUAGACUUGCAUGAUCCUUUUUCACUACCAGAACCCAAGAUUUGGCAAAGUCGCCACAUCCACUUGCUGCUGUGCAUGUUGCAUAUCACUAAAAAAUAAGUGUGGUAAAUGCUAAAAUAAAUCUAGAAAGAAAAAAGUAGAAAAAUACGAGUACUUAUUGAUACAACUUAUGAAUAUUCACAUAUUCGAUAUCGUUUCUACCGCGAUGUGUCGAUCUUCUGUAACUAUGGUAAUAUGAGAAGUUUGUGAAUUUAAAUAAAUGAAAUAAAAUGAUACUUAACACAUGUUUUUAUCUUUCUACAAUCAAAUCUUGGACUUCCACAAUGCUCGUGAAGAACCCUCUAUCCCUUGGAAUUAUUCCUCGUUUGUGCCGGAUUGGUGGGUCGGAACGAUUCCUAACCGGAUUGCUUCUCUAAUUUAUAUAAACUUUAAUUAGCUGAAACGAUUCCGGAUGCAAUCCGAUAGAAACGAACAAGGCCUAAAGUGAUUGUGAUGCCUUGUUGCUAGCCUAGCGGUCAACCAUUAUUGUCGCAUUGUAAUUAUCAGAUGACAAUGGGUAUGAAUCCAUUUUGUAUUGUCCAUCUAUACCUACAAUUGAUGGGAUAAAUGGGUAUGAAUCCAUUUUGCAUUGUCCAUCUAUACCUACAAUUGAUGGGAUAAAUCGUACCCAUCAAACUUUACCUGAUCUAGGUACAAACUCAGAUACAUACCCAUGCUCUGAUGCUCAUAAGAGGUUGAAUUGCUACGACAGCUUGUCCAAAGGCAGCAACAAGUACCACAACCUCAUGAUGUGUACAACCACCACCAGCCUCUGGUUGUGAGCUACCAGGAUUUCGAUUUCUUGAGUACACAACUGUUCAACAAGACUGAAGAAUCCACUCUGAUGCUUGGAUAUGCAUGGAGAUGCUUUCAGUAGUUUGUUUGGAUGAAAGCAAGGCCAGAUUUGGUGCUCAACAACUGCGAUGAUUGGCUCGUCUAUGUGGAACAACUAUCACGUCAUACUCUCAGCAGAUCACAUUUUCUCAUAGGAAGAAUUUAAGAUAACUUUCUGGAAGGACUAACGGAGAGGGUUUCUAGGACUGACCCAAGACAACUGCACCAUACUCUAGUAUGGUCAAGCUUUCGAAAUCUAUGCCAGUAUGUAGGAUAUCAUGGAGACACGGAUGCCAAAAAAGAGAUCGUUUUCGUCGGCCUCAAUACCAUGCUCAAACAACGCCUAAACCCGGUGAAAGUAGACAUGUACAAUAAAAUUAUGAACUUGGCUAUCACGCAAGAAGACUGCAUCAUGCCUCGGAGAAGUGAAAGGCCCCAAUUGCACCAUCAAAUGCCCAGAAUCAGAAAUUCAAGCUCGUCUCCAAUGCACUGGCCAGAGUUUCUCAAGCAUCACAACCCGAAUGUUAGCAUAGAAGAUACAUAUGACCGCUAUCAUCAAUUUGCGGGAGCAGGAAGAAAAGUGAACGGACAUAACAACGAUAACCGGGAUGUAGCUGCUUCAGAUUUACAGUCGAGACUUAAGGAGAUCGCAACAUGGUCUAAACAAAACAACGCUGAGGAGUCGGAUGCCAAUGAACUUGAGAAACUUGAGGAACUCCUGACAAAUGCUUUGAGGAAUACGAAAGCCAAAAAGAUGUUGGCAAAAGAAAACAAUGGUGGUGCCGGUGCAAGUACAAGCAGCCAGAUGUUGCUUUACUCGGCAGAGCGUGCAACCGACAAAUGAAACGGGGCGUGCAUCUGUUGCUAACGGGGCGGUGCCGGUGCCGCAUACUAUUGUUGUGUAGCUGAGGUUUGUCAAGGUGGCUGCUGGCAAGGUUAGCCGAGGAAGUGGAGUUCAAUAACAGGAUGCGGAAACUGUGCCGCUCCUUGCCGAACUUAAGCCCCGUUACGUUGUCGCACAAAGUUUAUUUCCUAGCACUGUGCUUGCUGCUUAUGUUUGUUUGGAUGUGCCAACCUGCAGUGACCCUCGUGGAGCCUGGGUCUCACGCUCCUCUUACCUAGUGUGAUGUGCAGAAAAAGUGUGAUGCUGUAAAAUUAUGUGAUUGCCUAGCAGAUGUCAAAUUUUCAAUCAGUAGCUAACUCCUUUUAAUGGUACAGGCUUGCAUGAUUU